GGGAACCCCGGCUAGCAGGCCUUCAUGGGGCAGUCCGGCCUCAUUCCGCGGUUUUCCCGCACCGGCAGGCGAUGUUUGCGGCGCUUUGCCUAGCUGGUUUGGCGCUUGCAGCGACGCAGGAGCUGCACUUUGGCGCACGGCACGGGCCUCGCAAGCGCCUGGUGCGCCGAGGUAACCACUCGCUGCUGGAAUCCAGAGCCUCCAAGUUCCUGGCAGAGCUUUCCGGAUGCAGCCUCGAAGAGGCAGAUGCCUUCUGGGAGACGCACCCCUACGUGAGGAGUGAUGACAAGACGCAGCAACAAAUCAGAGCAAUGCAGGCGCUGCGUGAGGUGAAGCGGGUCUUCCUGUCGCAGGAGGUGCCGCUGAUCUUGGUGGGCGACUUGCUACUUGGAUGGAGGCGCGGCUGCCUGGCGGUGGGCCAAGCCUCAGUGGCGACCUUUGGGCAGUGGCUGGACCUGCCGCGCCUGCAGAAGGCCUUGGAGGAGAAUGGCCACCAGCUGGACGCCGAGCACUGCCCGCAUGCCACCAGCGCCGGGUGCAGUUGUGGCGGGUCCGACCUUGAGACGAGCCGCAUGUGGAAGCUGGAGGUGAACCUGGCCAUGCCCGAGAAUGACUGGCUGCGUGUGGGGGUUGGAGUGCUCUUCCCCGGGCCGCCGCAGUGGGCCACUCACCAGCCCGGGCUGUUCGCCAGAUGCGCCAGCGCUUGCGCAGACGACUGCCGCAGCUGCCCCCUGGCCUUGACGAAGACUCAGGCGAGCUCCGGCCGCUUCUUCGCAUGCCCGCUCCCUUUGCAUGACUUCCGCCUCAUAACGUGGAUGAAUGACACCUUCUGGGUGCCAGCGGACGUGGAUGCCUAUCUGGCGGCAGAGUACGACAACUGGCCGGAGACCGAGGAGACCUCCGCCGCCAGGUCAUGUGCAGCGGCAGAGUCCAGCGGGCUCAGCAGCUGGGCGUACCCCAGCGAGGUGCCGGGCCUGGCGUCCAAGGAGGAGGUGGCACGUAUGCAGCGCAGGGCCGAAGUCGACAGGCGAGGGAAGAUCCUCGCGGCCGCCACUGCGGAGAGCGCGCUGUGGCGGAAGUUCUUCGGCACGAGGAGCAUCGCCUGGCCGUCCCGGCCAUCGUCGGUUCCCAGCCUUCCCCUCGCGCCCGCGCCCGCCGCUUCGGCUUCCGCUUCGGGCGCGGGGCCAGCGCUGGCGCUGGCGCUGGCGCUGGUGACCCUGAAGGCAUUGCGGCUGGACUUACUGCAGGCGUCGCUGUUUCUGCUCUACAUCCUCCUGCUCUGUGCACGCAGCUUUUUGCAGUGGGAGGUCUCUACCAGCUUUGCGCCCCAAGCAGCGGUCAGCAAUGCAUUGGCUGCCUCAUUGCUGCAAGCAGUUGCAGCCGUAGGACUGAACUUCUUCCUCACGGGCAAGCCGGCCUGGCAACAGUGCCGCUCGCGCCCCAACGGGCGGCAACCCAUUUGGGUCCUGGCCUUGGUCCCAGGUGUGCUGCAGUCCUUGAAUUUGCUGCUGUCCUUUGUCAGCCUGUCCUCACUGGAUCCGCUGUCUUACCUCAUCCUCAUGAGCAACGAGGCCAUCUUCGCGCGGAAGGAGCGGUCGAACGUUCGACGGGUCUUGGCGGGGACUCUGUCGCUGGCGGCCAGCGCUUUGGUAGGUCACGGGCUGUUGAGCCGCGGGGGUGGGCUGGGCCUAGCGGCGGCGGUGGCGCAGGUGGCGGCGGAGGCAUGCGGCAACUGGUGGAGCACCAGGGCCCUCGGCGCGGUCGGCGCGCCGAUCGAUGUUCUCCAAGCCUGUCAACAUUGCCAAGGCUUUGUCGUGCUUUUGGUCUUUGCCACCUUGUGGUGUGGGGCGCCCUUUCCCAGCGGCUACUGGCUGGGCUUUCUGGAAUCCAGGUCCAUGCCGGCUUGCGUGGCUUGCAUGUGCUUGCUCCUCCUGGUCCAGCCCUACCUGGUGAAAGAGGUGCCUUCCUAUUUGAUGGCCAGCAGCGCUGCUACUUGCAUCUUUGUCGUUGGCUUCGUGCAGUACGAGCUAGAUCUCGGCUUGCCAGCGAGCAUGCACACUCUGCAGGCGCUGGUGCUCGCGCUGCUGGCUGCGGCGCUGCAUGGCUUGGCGGCCAACGAGGCACGCCAGCGCGGACGGAUGCAAGGGCCAGGCUUGGAAUUUACAAGGCCAGCUUCGACAGCGACCACGCCGAAGAAGCGCUCAGCUUUGCGGCCCCCGCCGCCCAAGAAGCCCUGGGCGAAGCCAUCAAGCGAGGUGGGCAGCACCGCAGCACCAAGCAAUAGCAGCGUGUGCGAGGAGUCUGAUGCGGAGACUGCCGGCUCGCGCUAGCAAAGUGCAGCUGCA
Molecule: messenger RNA, 2345 nt
Organism: Effrenium voratum
Lineage: Eukaryota; Dinophyceae; Suessiales; Symbiodiniaceae
Source: the annotation of a GenBank genome assembly